AUGAGCGAUCAAUACGAUGAUGAAAUCGUAUGGUGGGGAUUUAGUUCUUGUACAGAAAGUCUGGAGGUCACAGAGCGAUUUGUUGGAAAGUCUGGUGUACGGACAUUAUUCACUAUUGAAUGUAAUAAUGGCAAAGCGAUCCGAGCUCAUUCACACUACGGUGAAGAGAACGAAAUCCUUCUUCUGCCCGGCACUUACUUUCGUGUUGUUGGUAAAUCAAGUCCAGCUAAAGACUUAUAUAUUAUUCAUUUACGAGAAACGAUACCACCACGACCAUACCUUGAACCGCCUUUUACAACGACACCAUCAGAUACCACACCCAGUCCCAUGGUGCGGGCAACACCUAGGCAAACACCAAUUAAACAAAAUAUUGCAACCUCGAAAAAAGAAGAAGAAUUACCAGGUGCUUUUGCUGCUGUGUCGAUGAAUCGAAAAAUUACUCUUAGUAUCCCAGUGAAUGCAAAAUGGGCGCAGAAUGGUAUCACUCUUGCUGGAGGUCACGGAGAAGGUAAUACCACCAAACAGCUCAACUACCCCCAUGGUCUCUUCGUUGACAAUGAUCAAAUAAUAGUCAUCGCUGAUCUAGGAAAUCAUCGUGUCGUCCAAUGGAGGUUGGACGAUACGACUGGACAUGUCGUAGCUGGUGGUCAUAACGGAGGAGAUCGAUUGGAUCAAUUGAAAUGUCCAACUGAUGUUCUGGUUGAUAAUGAGAAUGAUAGUCUCAUUAUCUGUGAUCGAGACAAUCGACGAGUCUUACGAUGGUCUCGUCGUAGUGGCGACACUCAAGGAGAAGUCCUCAUCGAUAACAUCGACUGUUGGGGAUUAGCCAUGGAUCAUCAGAGAUAUCUCUACGUCUCCGACACAACAAGACAUGAAGUCCGACGGUAUCAAAUAGGAGACAAGAUUGGAACUCUCGUGGCUGGUGGUCAUGGCGAAGGCACUGGUCUCCAUCAACUUAAUGAACCAGUCUACAUCUUUGUCAAUCAACAACAGUCAGUGUAUGUGUCGGACUACUAUAACCAUCGUGUGAUGAAGUGGGAGAAAGGUGCAACAAAAGGAAUUAUCGUUGCUGGAAGUCAAGGUCAUGGAAAUGCCCCGUCACAAUUGAAUGGUCCUAAUGGACUGUACGUCGAUGCGUUAGGUACUCUCUAUGUGGCGGAUGCGUGGAAUAAUCGAGUCAUGCGUUGGCCUAAAGGAGCCACACAGGGUACUGUCAUCGUGGGUGAAAAUGGUUCAGGACCAGGACCUGAUCAGCUCAAUGGUCCUGUUGCUUUAUCUUUCGAUAGUAAUUACAAUCUGUACGUCGCCGAUUGGGGAAAUCAUCGUGUUCAACGUUUUUCAGUUCUAUAA
Rotaria sp. Silwood1 is the source of this 1350-nucleotide messenger RNA. NCBI's taxonomy places the organism in Eukaryota, Metazoa, Rotifera, Eurotatoria, Philodinida, Philodinidae. The record is from the annotation of a GenBank genome assembly.